Nannospalax galili (Upper Galilee mountains blind mole rat) is the source of this 5555-nucleotide messenger RNA. It is a transcript of the gene Heatr5a, whose product is annotated as HEAT repeat containing 5A. Gene Ontology annotation, cellular component: endocytic vesicle; membrane; Golgi apparatus. The record is from RefSeq and is a predicted model, not a curated record. Gene Ontology annotation, biological process: endocytosis; intracellular protein localization; retrograde transport, endosome to Golgi. The transcript has 24 exons. NCBI's taxonomy places the organism in Eukaryota, Metazoa, Chordata, Mammalia, Rodentia, Spalacidae. The annotation marks the transcript as partial.
CUUUUCCUCUUUCCAGCUGUCAAGAGCCUCCUCUCCCACUGUGGUGAUCUCCUCACUGAGGAAGUGACUCAGCGUCUUCUUCCUCCCCUUCCUUGCGCUGUGCAUUUGCUGACUCAGCUUUCUUCAAUAUUAAAAACAUAUGGAAGUCCUUUGAAAACACCAUCAGUAGUUUAUAGACAAAGGCUUUAUGAACUGCUGGUUUUAUUACCUCCUGAAACUUAUAAAGAGAACCUCUGUGCCGUCCUCAAAGAGCUGGCUGCUGAACUGACUGCCCCCGAUUCCCAGGCAGCAGCGUCCACGUGUUUACUUCCACCCCUCUGUCACCCUGAUGAUCUCUUCAUAUUAAGUCCUUUGCUGCAAGAGACCGACCAUAGGUUUAUUGAAGAACAGCUCUUGCUUGGUAAUGGCAUUGCCUGUGGAAGUCUGGAAUAUGACCCUUACUCUAUUUAUGAGACGGACGUAGAGGGAGAUUCUGUGCCAAAGCCCCUGCCUCCAGCACUGUCUGUUGGCAGCUCCGCAGCCAAGCUCUUUGGGGUUGUCUGUGCCCAUGUGGAGGAAGCUCAGAGGGUUCUGACCCUGGAACAGCUUCUGAGCAGCAUAAAGCUCACGAAAGGAGCCCGUCAGCACACAGUGCAGGUGCACGUUGUCGCUGCCAUUUCUAAUUUACUGAAGUAUGUGGCUGGCUCCAAAGGAAGUCUAGGUCCUGAGGAAGUCAGAAGGCUUGUCCUGACAUUAGUGUUGGGAGCCCUGGAAAGUUCCGACCGGCUUUUGAGAUGUGCAGCUGCAGAGGCGUGGGCUAGGUUAGCCCAGGUGGUUGACGAUGGCUCAUUUACUGCUGGAUUGGCUCAAGUUAGUUUUGACAAGUUGAAGUCAGCAAGGGACGUGGUUACCAGAACAGGCCACUCGCUGGCUUUGGGGUCCCUGCAUAGGUAUCUGGGAGGAGUCAGUUCUUCUCAGCACUUGAGUUCUUGCAUUGGAAUUCUUUAUGCUUUGUCUCAGGACAGCACCUCUCCUGAUGUGCAGACCUGGGCGCUCCAUUCUCUGUCACUGAUCAUCGACUCUGCUGGUACACUGUAUAACGUGCACGUGGAGCCCACCCUGUCACUCAUCAUCAUGCUGUUGUUGAAUGUGCCUCCAACUCAUGCCGAAGUGCACCAGAGUCUUGGUCGCUGCUUGAAUGCCCUUAUCACAACACUAGGCCCAGAGCUACAAGGUAACAGUGCUUUGGUGUCCACUUUAAGGACUUCCUGUCUGUUGGGAUGUGCGGUGAUGCAGGAUAACCCAGACUGCCUUGUUCAGGCACAGGCUAUUUCCUGUCUUCAGCAGCUUCACAUGUUUGCUCCACGACACGUCAACUUGUCUAACCUAGUCAGCUGCCUUUGCGUGAGUCUUUGUAGCUCCUACUUGUUGCUGAGAAGGGCAGUUCUGGCUUGUUUACGUCAGCUUGUACAGAGAGAAGCAGCUGAAGUCUCGGAGCACGUGGUAACACUGGCCAAGGACGGCAGGGGCCUGACAGCAGACGCUGACAUCAGAGAAGUGGGCCUUGAAGGGGCAUUGCUGAUCUUACUAGACAGAGAGACAGAUCAGAAUCUAUGCCGUGACAUCAGAGAGACUCUAAACCACAUGCUCACAUCUGUGGCCGUGCAAAAGCUUUCCCUUUGGCUAAAGCUUUGUAAAGAUGUGCUUGCUGCGUCAGCUGCUGUAGCUUGUGUGGAUACAACGCAAGAGGAGGAAGGAAGUAAAGGCGAUGAUGCCUCGGUUCUGACCACCAGAAGCGACCAGAAACCCCACCCUUUCACCAGCCCGAGAUGGGCCACUCGGGUCUUUGCUGCUGACUGUGUCUGCAGAGUGAUUAACCAGUGUGAGCGUGCGGGCAGGGCACAUUUGGACAUUGCCUUAGCACAAGAAAGGAAGAAAAGAGAUUCAAGAAGCGACUUCCUGGUGCUGCAUCUCGCUGACCUAAUUCGCAUGGCUUUUAUGGCUGCCACAGACCACAGCGACCAGCUCCGUCUUUCUGGCCUUGAAACACUGUUGGUUGUCAUUCGGCGAUUUGCAGCGACUGCAGAACCAGAGUUUCCAGGUCAUGUGGUUCUGGAACAGUACCAAGCCAAUGUCGGAGCAGCUCUUAGACCAGCCUUCACGUUAGACACACCGCCUGAUGUCACUGCCAAAGCAUGUCAGGUUUGCAGUGCCUGGAUAGCAAGUGGAGUUGUAAGUGACCUUAGUGAUCUCCGAAGAGUUCAUCAAUUGCUUGUUUCGUCAUUAACAAAAAUACAGGCUGGUAAAGAAUCUCUAAGUCACCUGUAUAAUGAAAGUGCUUCUACCAUGGAGAUCUUAGCUGUUCUGAAAGCGUGGGCAGAGGUCUACAUAAUUGCUGUACAAAGACAUAAAAUUCACAAACAAACCUUGAAGACUAGCACCUGUCCAGAAGAGAGUGUCACAAAUGGGCCUCAUCCACCUGACGGUCUCCUUGACUUAGUCCGCACAGACCUUGGCGCGCUAAGCACACUCUGGUUUGCUGCACUUCAAGAUUUUGCUCUCUUAACUCUGCCUUCAGAAUUUGCAUCCCAACUUCCUGUUGAAGGUGGUGCCUUCUACACAGCAGAGACCAUGGAAAACGCAAGGCUGCAUUACCACAGCUCCUGGGCCCUUAUCCUCCAUGCUGCAGCUCUGUGGCUUACCAGCACGGGCUUUGUUGUUGCCGACCCAGAUGAAGGAGGCACCAAUUUCUCAAGACCUGUAACGCCAACUUCCAUGUGUCAGGGCUCGUCAUCUGGGGCUGCAGUAAAGUCCCCAGAGGAUGUCUACACUGACAGAUUCCAUCUGAUUCUAGGAAUUAGCGUGGGAUUUCUGUGUUCAUUGCGCUCAGAUGCAACUACGGAAAGCAUUACUGCAUGUUUACAUGCAUUGCAAGCCCUUCUAGAUGUUCCUUGGCCCAGAUCUAAAAUUGGCAGUGAUCAGGACUUGGGUAUUGAAUUGCUAAACGUGCUGCACCGAGUGAUUUUGACCAGGGAAUCGCCUUCCGUUCAGUUGGCUUCACUUGAGGUGGGAAGGCAGAUUAUCUGUGCAGCUCAAGAACAUGUGAAGGAAAAACGACGAAGUGCGGAAGUUGAUGACGGGGCUGCGGAAAAGGAGACCCUGCCGGAGUUUGGUGAAGGAAAGGGCACAGGAGGAUUUGUGCCUGGGAAGUCGCUGGUCUUUGCAGCCCUGGAACUGUGUGUUUGCAUCCUAGUUAGACAGCUCCCAGAGCUAAAUCCUAAAUUGACAGGAAGCCCAGGGGUAAAAGCUGCAAAGCCGCAGAUGUUGUCCGAGGACGGAAGUGGACUGGUUUCAGCUGCUCUGGCUAUCCUCACCGGACUCCCUGCAGUGUGCUCCCCUGAAGGAAGCGUCUCAGUUCUCCCUACUAUAUUAUAUCUCACAAUUGGGGUCCUCAGAGAAACUGCUGUGAAGUUACCUGGGGGCCAGUUAUCCUCAACAGUCACAGCCUCCCUGCAAGCUCUGAAAGGAAUCUUAUCUUCCCCAAUGGCCCGAGCAGAAAAGAGCCAUGCCGCUUGGACAGGCCUCCUCCACCGCGCCUUAGCAACGGUGCUUGACUGUUGGAACCCAGUUGAUGGGGCACAGCAAGAACUCGAUGAUGUCAGCCUGCUUACUGCCGUCACAGUGUUCAUUCUGUCCACGGGUCCAGAAGUGGCCGCUGCCCCCGGCCUUCACAAGCUCUGCGUUGAGAAAUUCAAGGCCGCCCUCAAGCUCAAGGACCCCAUGGUGCAAAUGAAAACCUAUCAGCUCCUUCAUUCCAUUUUCCAGUCUCCAAAUGCAGCCAUUGCCUACCCAUACAUUUACUCAUUAGCAUCUGCCAUAGUGGACAACCUGCAGGAAAUCAACAAGAGGAUGCCUGAAGACACCAGUGAGCUGCAGGUCCUUCAGGAGGGCAUAAAAGUCUUGGAGGCUUUGGUCACCGUCGCUGAAGAACAGCAUCGUUCUCAACUGGUGGCCUGUCUCCUGCCCAUCCUCAUUUCCUUCCUUUUGGAUGAGACUGCUCUGGGAUCAGCCACUGCAAUAAUGAGAAGUUUGCAUGACUUUGCUUUGCAAAAUCUCAUGGAGAUUGGGCCUCAGUACUCCUCGGUCUUUAAAACCGUGAUGGCUUCUUCCCCUGCCCUGAGAGCCCGGCUCGAGGCUGCUGUGAAGGGCAAUCAGGAAAGCAUCACCGCUGAACUGCCAGCGUCUGAACCUGCCACAAAGCCUGGGAAGAAGAACACAAGCAUCCAGCUAAAGACCAGUUUCCUCUGAUGCUGCCUUUUUGGGAUAGUAAGCACUUAAUAUACUACUCGAUCAUUUCCUUCUCUCUGUGGACCACACAAGUGCACUUGGAGGCUAUUUGAUUUAACUUUACAGGUGACAGCAAACUUACAUUUUUUUCCCGUUUAAUAAAGCCGUGGAACUGUCAGAAUUCUUGCCAGGCAUUUCAGGAAAAUGCUAAAGAACUAAAUUGACUAAAACCACUUUAAAAAUGAAAUGGAUUUCCUUAACAACUCACAUAUUCAACUCUGUGACCCAUAGAGAUGUCAGUAGAGUGUAAACCAUCCAUACUUGCACUAUGUCCCAUUUGCAAUUUAAAAUUCUGCCUUAUUCAGUAGUAGUAGUACCAACCUUGCUUGGAUUUCUCAAGCAACAUGAUUCAAGCCAGGCAUGGUGGCUUACACCUGUGAUCCCAGUGCUCAGGAGGUGGGAGCAGGAUGAGCAUCAAAGCUUGGGGCCAGCCUGGUCUACAUAGUAGAUUUCAGACCAGCUGGGAUGAGACUGCUUUCCAAAAGAAAAAAAAAGAGAAGUAAUAAUAACAGCAAUAACAAUAAUAAUACAUAAGCGACUAGAAAGCUAAUUAGGAAGCCAGGUCCAGAAUUAUCCACUAUAAUAGUAAAAAUCAGUUUCAACCGUUCAGUGUGACAAAAGAUGCGAUGUCUGUAUAUAUCAUGACUUUUACCAUCUUUUCAGUUUAUGUUGAGUUCACAAAACAAAAAUUUUACUUAUUUUAAAUAGAAUAUAGCAUCUGCAUUUUACUGUUUCUCAGACGGAUUUUCUCUUACCUCUGUUCCUACAAUUGUGUUUGUGGAAAGCAUUCAUAUUGAGAGUUUAAUAUAGAUUUGUAUCUAUAUUGUAUUGGAAUCAACUGUGGGAUUAUAUGAAUGUCAAAUUUAGCACUUCAGUGAAUACAAAUGUUUUUUAACAGAACAUAUUUUAGCAUGAAGAAAUAUAAAGUCACUGUUGAAGAUAUUUUUGGCUCUGUUGGUAAUCCUUGACUUCCUUCCACCUCAGUGAUUUGUCACAUGAAUCUAGCACUAUGUCAAAACAGUGCCUUUUCCUCGUGAAAUUUGCAAACUGAAGUGACAGAGGGAUCUUCGGAACUGAGAAGAAUUGAUCAGCAGGAGCAAUGUGAUAUAUUCUAUUUUAUUACGUUUGUAUGUAAAUACUCUUGUAAAGUGUUCAGGGUGGAAAACAUUUCACAAAUUCCAACCACAAUCAAUUUUUCUAAAUUACAUAAAUAAAGCUAAUAUUCUUUA